GCUCUUGCCCGCCCGGUUGCUUGGCACGCUCGCGCGGGAACGUCAUCACCAUCUUUUUGCGCCGCGCCUCUCCCGCAUAAUAUCAAGCAAAAGCGCAUAUCACCACCCCAGGCCGCCAGCCAGAGUCUGCAGCUUGCUCGGGAUCACAUCGAGCCCGCCAGCACCAACCAUCACCACCCGCUCCGUUGCACGAGCCUGCCACCCGCCCGCACGAACGCAUCAGCUUUCCCCGCCCCCUCCAGUCCUGCCCAGCCCACCUCGGCCACGCGCGGCACGGCGGACCAGACCAACCUGCCUGCGUGACGUCUGACAUUGCCUCCCGGCGGCUCCGCCAAGACCGGCGCUUCCGGCCGGCCCUCUCUCUCAUCUGAGCCCGUGUCCUCGCUGCCGCUGCCAUCGCCGCGCCUGCUCGGGCUCCGUCUCGGCCCCGUCCGGCCCACGAGGGCGUCAGUGACCAUGCAGCCUUCUCCCACCGACCACGACGACGACGGCUCCAGCCCGGGUCAGACCCACGCCUCCGGUGCCGGCGCCGGCUCCAAGCCCCAGCGCGUCCUCGCCUGCCUCCUCUGCCAGCAGCGCAAGGUCAAGUGCGACCGCCGCUUCCCCUGUGCCAACUGCACCCGCUCCGGCGCCCAGUGUGUCCCGGCCACCCUCCUGCCGCGCCAGCGCAGGCGCCGCUUCCCCGAGCGCGAGCUGCUCGACCGCCUGCGCCAUUACGAGCAGCUCCUCAGAGAUCACAACAUCGACUUUGAGCCCCUCCACAAGCCCAACCCGCCACUGGGCAAGGACCUCGCUGGCCUGACGGGCCAAGACCAAAGCCAUCAUGAUGAGCAUUCCACACAGGCCCAGUCACCAAAUAGCAGUGACAAGCCUGAGACAGAUUAUCGGGCAAAAGACAUAUGGGAUGCCAUGGGCCACCCGGCUGUCGAUCACGACUCCGAUGACAGCGAGACCGCCAUCGAGGCCGCUGGUGUGCGCAAGCUCUGGGACCGCAUCUAUUCGCAGACGGACCACAUGCUUUUCGGCACCCGCGUCGAACCUGUUGACCUCUCACCUCUCCACCCGGGCCCGGCCGAGAUCUUCCGCCUCUGGCAGACGUACAUGGACAACGUCAACCCCCUUCUCGCCGUCACUCAUACGCCGUCACUGCAGACACGAAUCAUCGAGGCCGCCGGCCACGUCGCGUCCAUCGACCCCGUCACCGAGGCCCUCAUGUUCAGCAUAUACGCCAUGGCUAUCAUCAGCCUGACGCCCCAGGAGUGCGUGACGUAUUUCGUCGCGUCAAAGCAGGAUCUGCUGCUGCGGUAUCAUUUUGGAUGCCAGCAGGCGCUGAUGAACUGCGGAAUACUCAAGACGACGAGUCGUGACGCCCUUACAGCGUACUACUUGUACCUGGUAUCACUGGCUGGCACAACGCACCCACAGACAAUAUAUUCGCUGCUAGCCAUCGCCAUCCGCCUCGCGAAGCGGCUUGGCAUGGACAACGAAGCCAGCCUGGCCAAGGAGACCCCCUUCGAGGCCGAGAUGCGGCGCAAGCUGUGGUGGUCUCUCGUGCUCUUUGACUCGCGCGCGGCCGAGAAGACGGACAACAAGAACUCGCAGCUCAACCCGUCCUGGGACUGUCGGAUACCGCUCAACCUCAGCGACACGGACCUGCGGCCAGAAUCGAAAGAGCUGCAGCCCGUGCGCGGCCGCAGCACGGAGGCCGUGUUUAGCGUCAUCCGCGCCGAGCUGGGCGACUACCUUCGGCACGCAAGUUAUCACCUCGACUUCUCGGCAGCUUCGCUGCGGCCCAUCGCGCGCCCGAGCAGCCUUGACCUCGAGGGGCUGCAGCGCCACCUGGAAGAGCGCUAUCUCCAAUACUUUGACCAGACCAACCCGCUCCACCACCUCGCCAAGUGGACGGCCUACUCGUACAUAGCCCGGUUUGGCCUGUGGCGCCAGUUCGCGGCCUUUGCCGACCCGAACGGCAAGCGCCCGUCAGCAUCGGACUGGGACGCGGCCAUCGUCCACGCCAUAGGCAUGCUCGAGGCCGACAAGCAGCUAAUGACGUCUCCGCUGACCAAGCGCUACCACUGGUUCCUGGGCUUCUACUUCCCCUUGCCGGCAUUCCUCAUCAUCGCCAAGAGCCUGAGGGUGCGGCCCUUGUCCCCGCACGCGAGCCGCGCGUGGGAGGCCAUGAGCGACAACUUUGCCGUGCGCCUGCAGACCGUGUUCCGGCAGGAGGUCGCGCCGUUCAUGAAGCUCUUCAACCCGCUGUUCCCGGCCUGGGACGCCUGCGUCAAGGCCCAUGCCAAUGCCAACAUCGGGACCACCUCGCAGAUGCCGCUGCCCGCCCCGCCCCGGAUCCUCGGCUACAUCCGCGAGAUCCGGGCUUCGGAUCCGACUUACCACAGCAACAAUAGCGGGAGCACGACGAGCAACACGUCCACGUCGUCGCCGGCAUUCUACACCGAGACCGAGGUCUCCUCACUCAACGACGACGAGAUGAUCCUCACGCCGGACCUGUUCAACCCGACGCUCUCGAUGCCGAUCAUGCAUAGCUGGUUUGGUGGCGGCGUGGGCUUGUUUGACGAGUUUAACGGCGGCGGCGGCGGCGGUGGCAGCGACGAAAUCAUGGGGAUGAGCUGGUCCUCCCCGACGCCGCCUUCCGCGAACAUUGCUGCCUCUUCUACUACCCCUUCUACGGCUGGGAGAACAGGCACAUCGGCUACCACAGCCGCGGGGAGUCUCUCACCUCCUCAGCCGCAGGUCUCCGCGACGGCAUCGCCGCCCAUGGGCGGGCCGAUGGCAAAUUGGUUCGCCCCGCUGCCCGCGGCGUCAUCGUCAAUGGCCAGCAUGAUGCCAGGACCCGGACCCGGACGGGGCCAGCACAAUGUCGUUGUGCCGGACCACAAGGCGCUCGAGACGCUGAACUUGGACAACAUCGACUGGGAUAGUCUUGGUGCUGCUCCUGCUGGGGGAGGAGGAGGAGGAGGAGGGGGGCGCUAGCUGUGAUCUUCCUGCCUCCUGGCUAUGGGAACUGCGAUUUCAUUUGCUUCUGGGGUUUACCCUUUUGUUUUCUGUAACAAUAGUGAUUGAGCGAAACACAACACCCCUCUGGGCUUUUCAGCGGCCCUGCUUUUGCUUCUUUUCGCACUCUUGUACAUAUCAGAGCGGAAGAUGCGAAUGGGCGAUGGCGCAGGGGCAGGAAGAGCAGCCUAGGAAUAGCAUCUAGUAUAUAUGAAAUCAUAUACGACUUGCCACUCUUC
Messenger RNA from Microdochium trichocladiopsis, 3251 nucleotides. RefSeq lists its product as uncharacterized. The coding region runs from base 457 to 2991 and encodes 844 amino acids. The record is from RefSeq and is a predicted model, not a curated record. Gene Ontology annotation, biological process: regulation of DNA-templated transcription; DNA-templated transcription. Lineage: Eukaryota; Fungi; Ascomycota; Sordariomycetes; Xylariales; Microdochiaceae. The transcript is spliced from 4 exons. Gene Ontology annotation, molecular function: DNA binding; DNA-binding transcription factor activity, RNA polymerase II-specific; zinc ion binding.